This is a messenger RNA of Durio zibethinus, 2560 nucleotides long. Lineage: Eukaryota; Viridiplantae; Streptophyta; Magnoliopsida; Malvales; Malvaceae. The record is from RefSeq and is a predicted model, not a curated record.
UCACUCCCUUCAAUUUCCCAACUUAGAAGUAGAGAAAGAAAACUCUCCUCCGGGGAGGCGCGGAUCCCAUACUUUCCAUUCCAAAACUCCUUUCCCUCACUUUUUUUUUUCUUGGUUCUUUCUUUCUCUGUAAAACAGAUGCAACAGUAAUCUCAUCCCGCGAGCGUUCACGAUUCCUAACGUACACCCCUCUGCGUGGUCGCCUUAGAUCCCAUUCUUGCCGUUACCCUUUUUAUUCAAAUCCCAAUCUUUUUCAUGUUUGCCUUAUUUGUACAGUUCUUUAUAUCUGCAUUUGAAAAAUAGCGAUCUUAGCUAACGAUGGAGAUUUCUUAUUGGGUCUCUGUUGUUUCGAUUGUUCUCCUCUUUUUGGUAUCUGGGUCCUUCUCAAUUGACAAUUUUCACCAAGCGUUUCCUAUCGUGGAGCCUGAUCCUGGUCAUACAAAGCUUCGCCUUUCGAGGGAAGGCUUGGAAGCCAUCAGCAGAAUAACUACCCCAAUUGCAGCUGUUGCUGUCAUUGGCCCCUACCGCUCUGGCAAAUCUUUUCUGUUAAAUCAACUUCUUUCGCUGUCGUGUUAUGAAGGAUUUGGUGUUGGACACAUGCGUGACACAAAAACAAAGGGGAUUUGGGUUUGGGGAACCCCGCUAGAAUUGGAUAUUGAUGGAGUAAGAACUUCUGUUUUCUACCUUGAUACUGAGGGUUUUGAAAGCAUUGGGAAGUCAAAUGUAUAUGAUGAUAGGAUUUUUGCUUUGGCAACUGUAAUGAGCUCUGUACUAAUUUAUAACCUGCCUGAGACGAUCCGUGAAGCUGACAUAUCUCGGCUGUCAUUUGCUGUUGAGCUCGCUGAAGAAUUUUAUGGAAGAGUGAAGGGGCAAGAUGUUGCGUUUGAACCUGCAAAACUUUUGUGGCUUAUCCAGCGUGAUUUUCUGCAAGGGAAAUCAGUGAAAGAAAUGGUGGACGAUGCACUUAGACAUGUCCCUAACACUAAUGGGGACAAAAAUAUUGAUCAGGUUAACCAGAUCCGGGAUUCCUUAGCUGUAAUGGGUGAUAACAGCACAGCAUUUAGCCUACCACAGCCUCAUCUCAUGCGAACAAAGCUUUGUGACCUGAAGGAUGAUGACCUUGAUCCCAUAUAUGUUAAAAAAAGAGAGCAGUUGAAAGAGCUUGUAGCUAGUGUUAUACGCCCAAAGAUUGUGCAGGGAAAGCCUUUAAAUGGAAAGGAGUUUGUUUCAUUCCUGGAGCAGAUACUUGAAGCUUUGAAUAAGGGGGAGAUCCCAUCAACAGGCUCUCUUGUAGAGGUUUUCAAUAAAGGUAUUCUUGAGCGAUGUUUGAAGCUGUACAGUGAAAGGAUGGGAAAAUUAGGUUUACCUAUGCCAGAGCAAUCCUUACGUGAUGCCCAUGAAAGGUCCCGAGAGGAAGCAAUGAAGGCUUUUGAUGAACAACAUUUUGGCCGUCACCAUGCAAAGAGAUCUGCGGAGCAACUGGAUGAAGAAGUGAAGGAGGUAUAUAAGAAUGUCAUUAUGGCGAAUGAAUACCAGUCCUCAAAGCUCUGUGAGGCACUAUAUACCCAAUGUGAGGACAGAAUGGACCAGCUUCAAGUUCUCAGACUUCCUUCUAUGGCAAAAUUUAAUGCAGGUUUCCUGCAAUGUAACCAAAGCUUUGAACGGGGGUGCAUUGGGCCUUCAAAAGCAAACUACGAGCAACGGAUGACGAAGAUGGAGUUCCAUUCAGUUUUACCGAUUAAGAGUGUUAGAGAGCAUUUCAAAAUGAAUCUGAGUUUAAUGCUUGAAUUAAUGAAGAUGAUGGGAAAAUCACGUUCUCUGUUUAUCAAGGAAUACAAUCAAAGGCUCUUCAAUUGGUUGGUGGCCUUCUCCCUUGUCAUGGUGGUGGUUGGUCGGUUUAUCAUAAAGUUCAUUUUGAUUGAAAUGGGAGCAUGGAUACUAUUUAUCUUUUUAGAGACAUAUACGAGGAUGUUCUGGUCAGCAGAGUCUCUUUACUACAAUCCUGUGUGGCAUUUUAUUGUAGCCACUUGGGAAACUCUUGUCUACAGUCCCAUUCUUGAUUUGGACAGAUGGGCCAUUCCAGUUGGUUGUAUACUAGCAUUAUGGAUACUGUAUUGGCGAUGUUAUGGGAGACAGAAACAUGGGUCGCGAUGGCUUUUACCUAUGUACAAUACUCGUAAAAGUGGCUCAAAUAGACCAAGAUCAGAUUAAUGGAGAAUUGUCUGUGCCAUUUGGUUUGGUCUCCUUCAAUCUUGAGAUUCGUCGAAGACAUCAGAAGAUGAUCAGCCAGCCACACUUACGAUAUCUUUUAGUGCACCAUUUGUACACAAAUCAUUUGUAUUAAUCAAUACAAUUAUUUACGAUAUAUAAUCUGUUGAUUUGUUUCAAAUGCCAAUUAUUUAAUGGCUUUAGCUUUCCUCUUCUAUUUGAACAGAUGACUAGAUACCUUGUCAUUUAUUUGCUUUAGCCUUAAGCAUCACCAUCAUUUAAAUGGCCCACCGAUCAGAAGGUGAAACAAAAGAUGAAAAAUUAAAAAGUUGUGUGUAAAAACUUCAGUUCC